Molecule: messenger RNA, 1365 nt
Organism: Cyphomyrmex costatus
Lineage: Eukaryota; Metazoa; Arthropoda; Insecta; Hymenoptera; Formicidae
Product: major facilitator superfamily domain-containing protein 12
Exons: 6
Coding region: 1-1326 (441 amino acids)
Biological process (GO): carbohydrate transport
Cellular component (GO): plasma membrane
Molecular function (GO): symporter activity
Source: RefSeq, a predicted model, not a curated record
AUGGAUAAUGAACAAAGGCCUCUCGUGAACAGCGGGAGAAUAUCAACAUCCACAAAAAUUGCUUAUGCACUGGGACAUAUCUUCAAUGAUCUAGCAGCAGCUAUGUGGUUCUCUUAUACCUUAAUUUACCUGCAACGAGUUGCAUUGUUAGAACCUGUCAUCGCUGGUUCGCUUCUACUGUUAGGACAAAUCAUCGACGCCGUUAUGACUCCAAUAUUUGGUUUCCUAAUUGAUCGCUAUUGCAAGAAAAAGAUUUGGCACAUCGUUGGAUCCGUGAUGGUCACUUUAUCUUUUCCCGUAAUAUUCGGCAGUUUUGUCAAUUCAUCUACCACGGUUGCGAUGCUUUUAUAUAUAACAAGCAUUACGAUAUUUCAAACGGGUUGGGCGGCCGUACAAAUCUCUCAUUUAUCUAUGAUUCCCUCCUUAACUAAUUCCGUCCUAGUUCGAGCAGAUUUAACCGCAAUAAGAUAUUCUGCUCAAGUUGGUGCUGCUGUGGUAACUUUUGUAGUAACAUGGAUAGUUCUACCAACUAGCGGCGAAUCGAUGGUUCAAUUGGAUCAGCAAGAUGCUUAUAAAUUCAGAAAUAUCGUUCUGGUUCUCACAGCUUUCGGUUUGACUACGACUGUCUUGUUUCACAUUUUCCUGAAAGCGAAUCUCUUGGAACAAACAAUAUUCCUAAAAUCGGACAUCGAGAAGUCAGCUAAGCCGUCGAAUGUUUCGUCGAAUCGUCGAAUAUCGUGGAUCGACAUCACGAUUUUAUUAAGAGUCGCGAUGUUGUAUGUGGCGAGCAGAUUAUUUAUCACUCUCGCUACGGUAUAUUUGCCGUUGUAUAUAGAAGAGACAAAAGUCGAUGGUAAGCAAGCGUUAGCCAGUGUGCCGUUGGUAUCGUAUUUAUCCUCAUUCACUGCCGCUUUGCUGCUCAAAUACCUAAACAGAAUUUGCAGUACCAAGGCUUGCUACUUUUGCGGUGCUAUAAUUGGUAUAAUCGCCGCCGUUGUCACGGAAUUUGUCGGAAGUAACUCAACAGUCGUGUACUUCGUCGCCGUAUUAAUUGGCGUGGGAAGCUCCAUCACGAUGGUCACCGCAUUGAGCGUCACCGCCGAAUUAAUCGGCUGUCGAACGGAACGUAGCGCGUUCGUGUAUUCAAUCGUCACUUUCCUCGAUAAAAUCAUCACUGGUCUCGUGGUGAUGUUCAUCGAGAAAUUGAGAUGCAACGACAAAGAACUUUGUCCUACUUACAAUCGAGACGUAUUGUCUAUCGUUUGUGCUUCCUCUAUGAUACUGGGACUUAUAACUUUGCUAUCUGUAUCGCGUUGUCUUACUUGAAAUACUAACAAAUUCAUAUUUUUUAUAUUAUGUACCGUG